This is a messenger RNA of Selaginella moellendorffii, 3239 nucleotides long. Its product is annotated as protein CTR9 homolog. Gene Ontology annotation, molecular function: RNA polymerase II complex binding. NCBI's taxonomy places the organism in Eukaryota, Viridiplantae, Streptophyta, Lycopodiopsida, Selaginellales, Selaginellaceae. Gene Ontology annotation, cellular component: Cdc73/Paf1 complex. Bases 14 to 3139 code for a protein of 1041 amino acids. The record is from RefSeq and is a predicted model, not a curated record. The transcript is spliced from 24 exons. Gene Ontology annotation, biological process: regulation of DNA-templated transcription.
CUAGCGGGGUCUUAUGGAGUGCGUCUACAUCCCCGUCCAGAAUUCGCAAGAGGAGGUGCGCGUAGGGCUCGAUCAGCUGCCGCGCGAUCCAGCCGACAUUGUCGACAUCCUCAAGGCCGAGCAAGCGCCGCUCCAUCUCUGGCUCACAUUCGCGCGCGAGUAUUUCAAACAGGACAAAGUCAAGGAGUUCCUGCAGAUAUUGGAAGAAGGCUCCAGUCCAGAGAUCGAUGAGUACUAUAGCGAUGUGAAGUACGAUCGAAUAGCCAUUCUAAAUGCGCUAGGUGCUUACUACACGAACCUUGGGAAGAUAGAAUUUAAGCAGCGCGAUGAGCACUUUAUUCGCGCUACACACUACUACAACAAAGCCACUAGAAUCGACUAUGACGAGCCCACGACAUGGGCCGGAAAAGGUCAGCUGCUCCUUGCAAAGGGGGACUACGAGCAGAUGUUUGAUGUUUUUAAGAUCGUGCUGGAUGUGCGGCCUGAUAACCUCCUAGCGUUGCUUGGCCAAGCGUGUGCGCAAUUUAACCGUGGACGUUUCCAAGAAUCGCUGGGACUGUAUAAGAGAGUAUUACAGAUGCAUCCGGGUUGUCCCGCAUCUGUCAGGCUUGGCCUCGGUUUUUGCCGUUACCGCUUGGGACAGCUGAGCAAGGCACGCCAGGCUUUCCAAAGGGUUCUUCAGCUGGACCCUGAGAAUUUAGAUGCCCUUGUCGCGCUGGGAAUUAUGGAUAUCAACGCUAACGAUGCGGAGUCUGUUCAGGAAGGCACAAAGAAAAUGCUCGAGGCUUUUGAGAUAUAUCCGUAUUGCGCAACGGCUCUCAAUCACCUUGCAAAUCAUUAUUUUUAUACGGAGCAACACGGUGUUGUUGAGCAGCUGAUGGAAACCGCUUUGGCGUCAACUGACAAUGCGCUCAUAAAAUCGCAGUCCUAUUUUAAUUUGGCUCGAUCGUAUCAUAGUAAGGGAGAUUACGACAAAGCUGCCGCCUACUACAGGGCCUCCGUGCAGGAGCUGAAGUCUCCAAAGGAUUUUAUACUUCCUUAUUAUGGCUUGGGGCAGGUCCAACUCAAACUAAAUGACUUGAAGUCAGCCUUGUCAAAUUUUGAAAAGGUUUUGGACGUUCAUCCUGAGAACUGUGAAACUUUGAAGGUCGUCGGGUACAUACACUUGCAGCAAGGUAGAAACGAUAAGGCAUUAGAAAGCUUCAGAAAAGCUGCCAAAGUGAGCCCUCGGGAUGUUGAUGCAUGGAUUGAAAUAGGGGAGCUCCUUGUAUCUACAGAUUUUUCUGCAGCUUUGGAUGCGUUUAAGACGGCACACAAUCUGCAAACCAAGAGUGGGGAGAAAGUUCCGCUUGGCCUUUUGAACAACAUCGGCGUGCUUCAUUUUGAGCGUGGUGAAUACAAGCUCGCAGAAGGAGCUUAUUAUGAAGCAUUAGGUGAAGGUCCAUGGAAAGAAUUCAAUGAAAAUAAUUUUUCUACCAUUACCGGAGGAGACGGGCCUUUGGAAAAAUUUGAUGUAUUUCAACGAAUUGAAGAGCAAGGAACCUCGCUAGACAUACCAGCUGAAAAAGUAACUGUUCUCUUCAACUUGGCACGCUUAUUUGAGCAGUUGCACGAGACGGAAAAAGCAAAUUUAUUGUACCAGCUUAUUCUUUUCAAGCAUCCGAGUUACGUGGAUGCUUACUUGCGUCUUGCAGCCAUGGCUGAAGCAAGAAAUAACUUGAGUCUCAGCAUGGAAUUGGUACAGAAAGGGCUUAAAGAAGACGACAAUGAUGUGGACAUUCUGUCUUUUCGAGGAAGCCUUGAGCUGAAAGCAGACGAAUGGCUCAAAGCUAAGGAUACUCUGAAGGGAAUACAGAGUGUCUCAGACGGGAAAGAUAGUUUUUCGAACCUGGCGCUGGGAAACUGGAAUUAUUUCGCAGCAACUCGUAGUGAAAAGCGGGAUCCUAAGUUGGAAGCCACACACCUAGAAAAAGCUAGAGAAUUGUAUCAAAAGGUUUUGACGCAAAAGUCCAACAACAUGUACGCAGCAAACGGACUAGGAAUAGUUUUCUCCGAGAAAGGAAUGUUCGACAUUGCCAAGGAUAUCUUCACUCAGGUGCAAGAAGCAGCUUCUGGUAACGUUGCUGUGGAGAUGCCUGAUGUCUGGGUAAAUCUGGCUCAUGUAUAUCUUGCUCAGGGUCAUUUCGGCUUGGCAGUAAAAAUGUAUCAGAAUUGUCUACGAAGGUUCUACUUUAACACCGAAACGAACAUCUUGCUUUAUCUGGCGCGCACGCAUUAUGAAGCGGAGCAAUGGCAAGAAUGCAAACGCGUACUUAUGCAUGCUAUUCAUAUGGCACCGUCGAAUUACAUGCUCCGGUUCGAUGCUGCAAUCACUAUGCAAAAGUUCUCUACUGCAACACUUCAAAAACAGAAACGCACUGCCGAUGAGGUUCGUCAAUCCGUAGCAGAAGUGAAAAAUGCAGUUCGUCUCUUCACCCAGCUAUCACUGAUAAGUUCUCAUCACAUGCACGGAUUCGAUGAGAAGAAGAUUGGAAUGCAUGUCGACUACUGCAAGCAUCUGCUAGAUGCUGCAAAGCUCCAUCUUGAGGCUGCUGAGCGGGAAGAGCAACAAAACCGGCAAAAGCAAGAAGUGGCUCGGCAGCUUGCAAUGGCUCAAGAAGCUCAAAGGAAAGCCGAUGAAGAGCGAAAACUCCAGAUUGAGAAACGAAAGCGAGAAGAAGAGCAUCGCAGAGUCAUGGAACAAGAGCUACACUUCCAGCGCGUGAAGGAAACGUGGAAGUACAACCUCGAUGACGAAGGCAACGAGAGGAAAUCGCGAAGGAAGGAGAAGAAGAAGAGGAAGAAGAAGCAGCGGAACGAGCAGGCCGAGGAGGAGGAAGUGGAGGCCGAGGAAGGCACGCAACCAGAGCCCGAGGAGGAGGAGGCGGAAGCGGAAGCUCCGGUAGCGUCGGAGGAAGAGGAGGAAGAACCGGUGAAGAAGAGUGGCAAAUCUCGUCUCAAGCGCGCUCGCUCGGAAGAAUCCGACGACGAAGCGACGGACCGCCCGUCUCAACCCAUCGAAGAGCCGGAGAGUGACAACGAAAGCGAUCGAGGAGCCAAGCGCAAGAAAACCGCCAUCUCGGACUCGGAGAGCGAGUAGAACAGAACACAUCCUCUUUUCAGGGAAAAUUCUCCGGGCAUGGAAUAUGCCCUGUACAAUGUACGAAUAUGCUCUGAAUAUGGAAAGAAAAUUGUAGUUA